AUGCCGAAAGUGGCUACAGCGGCAAAACAGGAGCCGCUGCUUUUUGCUCUUGCAAUUUGUUCACAGUGUUCUGAUGCAAAAACUAAACAAGCGGCGUUUAAAGCAGUUCCUGAAGUGUGUGACGUGCCAGCCCAUCUCUUUACUUUCAUCCAAUUCAAAAAAGAUCUGAAGGAGGGCAUGAAAUGUGGCAUUUGGGGCCGGGCACUACGAAAAGCUGUUGCAGAUUGGUACAAUGGAAGGAAUGGCAUGGCUGCUGCUCUGGCAGUUACAAAAUAUAAACAAAGAAGUGGUUGGUCUCAUAAAGAUCUUCUGAGGUUGUCCCACCUGAAACCUGCCAGUGAAGGAAUUUCCGUAGUUACUAAAUAUAUCACCAAAGGGUGGAAAGAUGUCCAGGAGAUGUAUAAAGACAAAGCAGUUUCUGCUGACACUGAAAAGCUUCUGAAGUAUCUGGAGGCUGUGGAGAAAGUGAAACGCACAAAAGAUGAGUUGGAAGUUACUCAUUUGAUAGAGGAAUAUGGUUUAGUUAGAGAGCAUCUGCUGACAAAUCAUCUGAAAUCUAAAGAAGUAUGGAAGGCACUGUUGAAGGACAUGUCCAUUUCUGCAGUGUUGAGAAAUUUGGGAAAGAUGACAGCCAAUUCAGUGCUUGAACCAGGAGGUUCAGAAGUAGCAAUAGUGUGUGAAAGACUGGGGAAUGAGAAACUACUAAAAAAGGGUAGAAUACAUCCACUCCAUAUUUUGGUUGCACUAGAAACCUAUAAAGCUGGACAUGGAAGUAGAGGGAAACUUUGGUGGCGUCCUGAUGAAGACAUUUUAGCAGCCUUAGAUGCUUCAUUUUACAAAACUUUCAAGACAAUUGAACCAACAGGAAAACGCUUCUUAGUUGCAGUUGAUGUCAGUGCAUCAAUGACACAGAAAGUUUUGGGCAGUGUUCUCAAUGCUAGUACGGUUGCUGCAGCCAUGUGUAUGGUUGUAGCACGUACCGAGAAGGAUUCCCAUGUUAUUGCCUUUUCACAUGAAGUGGUCCCCUGCCCAGUGACAGCUGAUAUGACAUUACCUCAGCUAUUAAUGAAAAUGUAUGAAAUUCCAAUGGGUACCACGGAUUGUUCCCUUCCCAUGAUAUGGGCUCAAAAGACGCAAACAGCUGCUGAUAUCUUUAUGGUAUUUACUGAUAACGAGACCUUUGCUGGAAAUACUCAUCCUGCAGUGGCCCUUAGGGAAUACAGGGAGAAUAUGGGUAUUCCUGCUAAACUUAUUGUUUGUGGAAUGACAUCGAGUGGUUUUACUAUCGCAGACCCGGAUGACAAAGGCAUGUUGGAUAUAUGUGGCUUUGAUUCAGGAGCUUUGGAUGUUAUUCGAAACUUCACUUUGGAUUUGAUUUAAUUUUGUUAGCAUCUGGUCUUCCCAGUGGGUCCAUUGCUGGGAACUGACUUCACCCUGGGAACUCCCAGCCAAAUAUGCUUUAUUAGAAUAUGGCACAGCAUAUACAUAUCAGAACGUUACCUUCUUGUAAAGGGAAAACAAGAAAAGCAGAUGAGAAAUCAUUUCUUCUUUUCCUGUUGCACACAGUAUCAAGUAACAGUGGGAAGCUUGCUAAAAGUAGCUACAGGGUUACAUAAUAUGUAAUUUAAUUUCAUUUAUAAUAGUGUAUGAAUAC
This is a messenger RNA of Tinamus guttatus (white-throated tinamou), 1654 nucleotides long. The record is from RefSeq and is a predicted model, not a curated record. NCBI's taxonomy places the organism in Eukaryota, Metazoa, Chordata, Aves, Tinamiformes, Tinamidae.